Messenger RNA from Pseudogymnoascus destructans, 1818 nucleotides. It is a transcript of the gene RLI1, whose product is annotated as Fe-S cluster-binding ribosome biosynthesis protein. Gene Ontology annotation, molecular function: iron ion binding; ATP binding; ATP hydrolysis activity. Gene Ontology annotation, biological process: translational initiation; translational termination; ribosomal subunit export from nucleus. The transcript has 7 exons. NCBI's taxonomy places the organism in Eukaryota, Fungi, Ascomycota, Leotiomycetes, Thelebolales, Thelebolaceae. The record is from RefSeq and is a predicted model, not a curated record. The coding region runs from base 1 to 1818 and encodes 605 amino acids.
AUGGCUGAUAAACUUACCAGAAUCGCGAUCAUCAAUAGCGACAAGUGCAAGCCGAAGAAAUGUAGGCAAGAGUGCAAGAAAUCGUGCCCUGUUGUUCGCAGUGGUCGCCUCUGUAUCGAAGUCGACGCCUCAUCGAAAAUCGCUUUCAUAUCCGAGACACUCUGCAUAGGAUGUGGUAUUUGCCCCAAGAAGUGCCCAUUUGGCGCAAUCAACAUCAUCAACUUGCCGACCAACCUCGAGUCUCAAGUUACCCAUCGUUAUUCCGCGAAUAGCUUCAAGCUGCAUCGCUUGCCCAUGCCAAGACCCGGACAGGUGCUUGGUCUUGUCGGAACCAACGGUAUCGGAAAGAGUACGGCCUUGAAGAUCCUGAGUGGAAAGCUCAAGCCCAAUCUCGGAAGAUUCGAAAACCCCCCAGACUGGGAAGACGUCAUCAAAUACUUCCGUGGCUCGGAACUACAAAACUAUUUCACGAAACUCCUCGAAGACGACCUCAAGGCUGUUGUAAAGCCCCAAUAUGUCGACCAAAUCCCCAAAGCUGUGCGAGCACCGGACAAGUCGGUCCAGGCCUUGAUCGAGGGCAGGUCUCAGAUGGACAACCUCAAGGAAGUCUGUGAUGUUUUAGAGUUGAAUCAUGUUAUGGAUCGUGAUAUCAACCUUCUUUCUGGAGGAGAGCUUCAGCGUUUCGCCAUCGGAACAGUCUGUGUCCAGCAAGCCGAUGUCUACAUGUUUGACGAGCCGUCGUCCUACCUGGAUGUGAAGCAGCGUCUGAGUGCAGCCAAGAUCAUCCGCUCCCUUCUCAAAUCAUCUAACUACGUGAUCUGUGUCGAGCACGAUUUGUCCGUGCUGGAUUAUCUUUCCGACUUCAUCUGUGUGCUCUACGGCCGCCCAGCAGUGUACGGUGUUGUUACUAUGCCUGCAUCGGUCCGUGAAGGCAUCAAUAUUUUCCUGGAUGGCCAUAUCCCAACCGAGAACUUGCGUUUCCGAGACGAGUCCUUGACUUUCCGCAUCGCAGAAGCCGGAGACGAAUUCAUAGUUGAUCGUUCGCGCGCCUUCCAAUACCCGUCCAUGGAGAAGACCCUAGGAAACUUCCAUCUUACGAUUGACGACGGUGACUUUACGGACUCGGAAAUUAUUGUGAUGAUGGGAGAGAACGGAACGGGAAAGACGACAUUCUGUAAGAUGCUGGCUGGCGCUACAAAGCCCGAUGGCAAUAGAAAGGUCCCCGACAUGAAGAUCAGCAUGAAGCCCCAGAAGAUCACACCUAAGUUUGACGGCAGUGUUCGCCAGCUGUUCUUCAAGAAGAUCAAGACUGCGUUCCUUUCUCCCCAGUUCCAGACUGAUGUUGUCAAGCCGUUGAAGCUCGAGGAUUUCAUUGACCAGGAAGUGAAGAACCUGUCUGGCGGAGAAUUGCAACGUGUGGCUAUCGUCCUCGCCCUUGGUAUGCCGGCUGAUAUUUACCUAAUCGAUGAGCCGUCUGCCUACCUCGAUUCCGAGCAGCGUAUUAUUGCUGCUCGCGUCAUCAAGCGAUUCAUCAUGCACUCGAAGAAGACAGCCUUCGUUGUGGAGCACGAUUUCAUCAUGGCAACUUAUCUCGCCGACCGUGUCAUCGUCUUCGACGGUGAGCCAGGAAUUGAGGCUCGCGCUCAUACACCCGAGUCCCUCCUUACUGGUUGCAACAAGUUCCUCAAAAACCUUGAUGUUACCUUCCGCCGUGACCCGACCAACUUCAGGCCACGUAUUAACAAGCUGAACUCUCAGCUGGACCAGGAACAGAAGUUGAGUGGAAACUACUUCUUCCUGGAUGAGAAUAAGAGUUGA